Mya arenaria is the source of this 973-nucleotide messenger RNA. RefSeq lists its product as uncharacterized. The transcript is spliced from 4 exons. Bases 48 to 584 code for a protein of 178 amino acids. Gene Ontology annotation, biological process: adenine salvage; AMP salvage. NCBI's taxonomy places the organism in Eukaryota, Metazoa, Mollusca, Bivalvia, Myida, Myidae. Gene Ontology annotation, cellular component: cytoplasm. The record is from RefSeq and is a predicted model, not a curated record. Gene Ontology annotation, molecular function: adenine binding; AMP binding; adenine phosphoribosyltransferase activity.
UAUUCCUCACAAACAAGUUACCCUAUCAACAAACUAAAAAGGCAGAAAUGUCCAGGGACGAUAAGAGAAUUCAAGCCGUGAAGGAGUUGAUCGAGUAUUGUCCGGACUUUCCAAAACCAGGGAUACUCUUCCAAAACCUGUUCCCAGUUUUACGGAACGCGGAAGUGUUCAAGGGCUUGAUUGAUGUGUUAGUAGAGGAUAUCCGGUCUCGCUGCCCGGGUGUGGAGGUUAUUGUGGGGCUGGACUCCCGGGGCUUCCUGUUCGGGCCCAUGGUCGCUGUGGCCCUCGGUGUCGCCUUCGUCCCUGUGCGGAAGAAGGGCAAACUUCCGGGAGAAACGUUUGCCGUCGAGUACACACUUGAGUAUGGCACGGACAGGUGUGAGGUGCAGAAGAACUCCAUACAGGCGGGUCAGAAAGUUGUGAUUGUAGACGACCUCUUGGCAACUGGUGGGACAAUGGACGCCGCGUGCCGGCUGAUGGAGGCUGCCGGGGCGGAAGUUUUGUCGUGUUUAGUCAUCAUAGAGAUACCUGUGCUUAAGGGGCGGGACAAAAUCAAAUAUCCCAUCAUCUCGUAUAUCAGCUAACUCAGAUACAUCCGCUAGCUCAGAUACAGCUAGCUUAGAUACAUCAGAUAGCUCUUAUACAACAGCUAGUGGCGCGCUCAGGGAGGCGUCAUUUGAAAUAUUUAAAUGCUAUAUCAUAACUUCAGACAUUUAUACCUACUCAUUAGUGCUCAUGUAAUGCACCAGUCAAUUGUAACCACGCCUCCUCCUUCAGGUCCGGGGGUAUACCGGGGAUAGCCGGGAAAAUGGACCGUGUUUGAACCUUCCCGGUGGCCCCGUAGUGCCGAGUGAAUGCUGAUGUUUUGUUUUCGAAAUAAACAACAUUUAAAACCAUACUUCAUCCCGAAUAAAAAUUUAUAAGGAAAAUCUGCAGCUGUGUAUUUAUUAUGAAAUAAAAUCAACUAGAUGUA